AUGAUAUCAGGUUGUCCACCUGGUUUGGAAUGUUUAGCAGUUAUUGACCAGCUAAUGGUACAUCAAAAAGUUGAAAUACUUGAAGCUAUGGGUGGUGGGGAGACAAAUAAUAGAUAUGCUAUUUUGAAUGCACUGGGUCAAACAGUUUUGUUUGCUGUGGAGGAAAGUAGUUGGUUCGGUCGUAACUGCUGCGACGAAAAUCGUGGAUUUGAAGUGAGAGUUUACGACAACUUUCAGAGGGAAGUACUGCAUUUCAGCCGGGAAUCUUGUACGGACAGUAUUGAGGUAUCGGCACCACCGGGAAAUUUAAUUGGCUGUGUUGAAAACAACGCUGGAUCAUGGUUUACACCAAAGUUUCGCGUUAAAAAUGAAAAUAAUGAGAAAAUAUUACGUAUUGAGGGUCAACUUACUUUCGGAAAGACUAAAAAAUUCGAUGUUCUUCCAAUCGAGGGUGAAGCAAUUGGAAUAAUUGCAAAGAAAUCGAGUGGUUUCGCUCGUGAAUUGUUCACAGAUGCCGAUAACUUUGCAGUUGCUUUCCCAAUGGACAUGGAUGUUCAAUUGGUUAGCGCUCCUGCUAAGAUACCGGGCUGUCCACCUGGUUUGGAAUAUUUAACAGCUAUUGAUCAGCUAAUGAUAAAUCAAAAAGUUGAAACUCUUGAAGCUAUAGUUGGUGUGGAGACUAAUAAUAGAUAUGCUAUUUUAAAUGCACUCGGUCAAAAAAUUUUCUAUGCUGAAGAGGAAAGUAAUUGGUGGGCUCGCAACUGUAUUGGUAAAUCGCGUGCAUUUGACAUGAAAGUUUUCGAUAACUUUCACAAUGAAGUAUUGCACUUCUAUCGGCCAUGGAUGUGUGCAAAAUUUUUUUCGCAAGGUUGUACGCAAAGUAUCGAAGUGUCGGCACCACCGGGAAAUUUGAUUGGACGUGUUGAACAAGCUUGGGCCGGAUGGUGCACACCAGCUUAUCGCAUUGUAAAUGAGAAUAAUGAAAAUAUAUUACGUAUUGAGGGUCAAUCUUGUUUAGCUAGUUGCGGAAGUGAUGUGGUAUUCAGUGUCCUCUCACUCGAUGGUACAGCAAUUGGAAAAAUUGCAAAGAAAUGGGGCGGUUUCACUCGUGAAUUUUUCACUGAUGCCGAUAACUUUGGGGUUACUUUCCCAUUGGACUUGGAUGUUCGUUCGAAAGCACUACUUAUGGGUGCAACCAUUCUAAUAGUAAUAUGA
Molecule: messenger RNA, 1215 nt
Organism: Teleopsis dalmanni
Lineage: Eukaryota; Metazoa; Arthropoda; Insecta; Diptera; Diopsidae
Product: phospholipid scramblase 2-like
Exons: 4
Coding region: 1-1215 (404 amino acids)
Biological process (GO): plasma membrane phospholipid scrambling
Cellular component (GO): plasma membrane
Molecular function (GO): phospholipid scramblase activity
Source: RefSeq, a predicted model, not a curated record